Messenger RNA from Verticillium nonalfalfae, 1569 nucleotides. RefSeq lists its product as uncharacterized. The transcript is spliced from 9 exons. Gene Ontology annotation, cellular component: nucleus. The record is from RefSeq and is a predicted model, not a curated record. Gene Ontology annotation, biological process: positive regulation of transcription by RNA polymerase II. Lineage: Eukaryota; Fungi; Ascomycota; Sordariomycetes; Glomerellales; Plectosphaerellaceae. Gene Ontology annotation, molecular function: zinc ion binding; transcription cis-regulatory region binding; DNA-binding transcription factor activity, RNA polymerase II-specific. Bases 1 to 1569 code for a protein of 522 amino acids.
AUGGGAUCUGUCGAUCGCACAGCAUGCAAUACUUGUCGAUCUCGCAAGGUCAAAUGCGAUGAACGACAACCCAUCUGCCAGCGAUGCUCUAUCGCCGGCCGCUACUGCGAGCGAACUGCACGCCCAACUCGCCAGUCUCUUCCCGAAAGGAGAGACCGUGGGCAUAGGGACGCAGUCGCGAGCCCCGGCCCGAAAUGGCCAUCACCGGACAAUCCUCGCAAGGCGCUCGCGUCGCCAGACAUCGCCCGUAUCUUCCACCACUACAUCAUCGAGAUAGCCCCGUGGUAUGACCUCAGCGAUCCGGCAUCCAGCUUUGCUACGAGACUUCCUCGGCUCGCAUUGGAGAUGCCCCUGCCAUUCAGCGCCAUCAUCGCCCAGGCGGCCAUGCAGAUCUGCCAAACCACGGUGCCGAGCCAACGACCAGUUGCUGAAUUCUACCACGGCCAUUGCGUUCGGCUCCUCAUCGAGUUGCGUGACGACUGUGGCUCGGUCGAGUCCGAAGCUGCCCUGGCCGCUGUGUGUCUCCUGCGGUCGUACGAGAUUCUCGACGAGGAGAUCGAUCCAAACAGACACCUGCACGGGGCCUACUCGCUAGCCUCACGCCAAAAGCUGCUGCUAGAUAACGGCUUUCGCACGUUGUCGAGUGCGGGAUUCUGGAACUAUCUUCGCGAGGACAUUACCUACAGCUUGUUCGAGGAGCAGCCCCUGAAGAUGGAUCUCGAGAACAUUCCCAUGCCGACGCUGCAGCUGGAGGAUCAUGACCAUCUCAACGCCAUAUCCCUCGUCCUCGGCCGCAUCCUCAACGCCCACUUCAACGACGGCUCUCCCGGCCGGGAUCAGCCUGCCUCUGUCUCUGCCAUGUUGCCCGUGCUGCAAUCCUGGCAAAAGGCCCUGCCUCGACAUUUUGAGCCGCUGUCUGCUGCACGACAAUACUUCCUGGUAUCCAUCAUGGUGCUCUGCAUGGUCAUGCCACUCGAAACGUUGACCGAGAUCCUGCAACUUGUUGAGACCGACCUUCCCUCAAGUCCGUCUCGAGAAGUUAUUUUGGAAACCCACGCUCUCGAGGUGUGCGGCUUGGCCUUCACGGCAAAGUCAAAUCCUGUUCUGGUCAAUGCCUUCGGGCCCAUAUCAUACUGUGAGCUUGCGUGCAAGACACAUACGCCCAGAAGCGUCUCGACAGGAACUCCUGCGUUGCCUGGCCCCUUGCAAGAAGACAGUCGGGUGGCCUGUUCAACGACUGAUGGACGACUUGCAGAGUCGGUGGCGCGUGUCCCCGGCUUGAAGAUUUUUGGAGAAACUUGCUUCGGGUCAAAGGCUCGUGGUUGUAGGGUCCCUCUCAGCGCCGACGAGGUCACUUUGACGCUGGCUUUGCUCACCCCUCACCUGUGUACUCCCGUCGUCGGCAUGACUCCCGCCAGUGACUCGACGCAGAUCUGGCUCGGCACCAAUAACGACGAGACUUCCGCCCAGAAAGGUGCCGACGGCGACCGCGAGAGUGAUUGCAUCAAGCAGGACCUUUUCGAGAAGAAUCAAGCUACCCAUGAACUCUGCCAGUCAGUUGUCAAGUAG